AUGGACGUGCAGCACGACCCGCUGGACGCUGUGCCAGCCGCCUGCGCGCGUCGGCGGACGACGUCGCCGUCCGAAGACGAUGGCGAGACCACGACGGACGAUGCUACGCCACCGACGGUGCUGGCGGGCUUUCUCACAUGGCAGGCCAAGGUUGUCAACACGUUCGGGCUCUCGUUUCUGACGCUGGUCGGCAUGGUCUACUUUGUGCAGGGCUUUGGCAGUUUUAGCAUGCUCGCGAUCGCGUACUUGAUGAAGGACGUGCUGAAGCUGCAGCCGGCGGCAUCGCAGGCCAUCAUGACGACCGCGGGCUUUCCGUGGGCCAUCAAGCCGCUCUACGGCAUCCUCUCCGACUCGCUGCCGCUGUGCGGCUACCGGCGCAAGUCGUACCUUGUGCUCAUUAGCCUUCUCGGCCUCUGCGCCUACUUUUGGCUGCAUCUGACAACGCCGGCGACGGCGCUUGCGCAGAUCACGCUCCUCAUCUUGCUCGCCAGCCUCGGCACCGCGGUGAGCGACGUCAUCAUCGACGCCCUCGUCGUCGAAAUGUCGCGUCUCGACCCCAAGAAUGGCGCCAACGACCUCCAGUCGAUCACGUGGUGCAUGAUGUCGCUCGGUGGCAUUGUCGGGUCGCUUCUCGCAGGCCCCGUCACGACCAGCUUUGGCCCCUCCCGCGUGUUCCUUGUGUCGAUGCUCGGGCCCGCGACGAUCUUGGUGCUCUCGCUGCUCAUGAAGGAGACCAAGAUCCAAGCGCAGCGCCAUGGACCGAGCUGCCUGCGUCUCGCGUCGACCCAAGUCGGGCUCUUGCGCCAAGCCAUGCGCGUUCCCGUCAUCUGGAAGGCGGCUCUCUAUAUGUUUGCCUCGGGCGCCAUCGCGCCGUCGUUUAGCCAAAUCCAGUUUUACUAUGUGACCGAAGUACUGCACUUUUCGCCCGACUUUAUGGGCAACGUCCAAGCGUUGGGGUACGUCUUCCUCAUGCUGGGCACGGUUGUCUACAAUACUUGGUGCAAAGACCUUCCGUUUCGCCGCAGCUUUGCGACCGCGCAGAUCGGCCUCGGUGUCAUUAGCCUCGUGGAGAUUGUGCUCGUGACGCGCACGAAUCUCACGUUGGGCAUUCCCGACAAAUGGUUCGUCAUUGGUGACGCGAUGCUGUCAGACAUCAUUAGCCGCCUCAAAAUGAUGCCCCUCCUCGUCCUCUGCUCCAAGCUCUGUCCGCGCGGAAUCGAAGGCACGUUUUUCGCGCUGCUGAUGGCGGUCGCCAACCUCUCGGGCGCGGUCAGCGGCUACUGGGGCGCGACGCUCUGCACGCUCCUCGGCAUUAGCCGCGACUCGUACGACAACCUCUGGUUUGCGAUCUUACUGCGGAGUGUGCUCAAGCUCGUGCCGCUCACGUUUUUGUUUUUGCUGCCCGAGCAUGACCCGCAGGAAGAGAUCGAGGCCAUGGCGCUCGCGGCGGCCGCAAGCCACCACCGCGAACUCUCCAUGACCGCCGACGUCGACAACGACGACGACGGUAUCGUAGACGAUGAGAUUACCGACUUGCUCGCGGCCAAACAGGAGGAAGAGGGACCGUAAACAUACUACAACCUUCGUUCUCGUGCGCCAGUUAAAG
Molecule: messenger RNA, 1606 nt
Organism: Saprolegnia diclina VS20
Lineage: Eukaryota; Oomycota; Saprolegniomycetes; Saprolegniales; Saprolegniaceae
Exons: 3
Coding region: 1-1569 (522 amino acids)
Cellular component (GO): membrane
Source: RefSeq, a predicted model, not a curated record